AUGAAGCUUAACGAGCGCUCCAUUUGCAAUGUGGCGGAUUCGGUGGAUAUCAUUCAACUUUUACAAAAGUCACCAAAAAGAUUAAUAGAUUGCCAUGAAUUCAUAAAGUCUGUUUUUUCUCCUCAAAGUAUCACUCAUGAUAUUACACUCCAAGAAAUCAAUCGUAUACGGGCCUUAUUUAGAAACCGUAAGAAUUGA
Messenger RNA from Mucor mucedo, 198 nucleotides. RefSeq lists its product as uncharacterized. NCBI's taxonomy places the organism in Eukaryota, Fungi, Mucoromycota, Mucoromycetes, Mucorales, Mucoraceae. The transcript is spliced from 2 exons. Bases 1 to 198 code for a protein of 65 amino acids. The record is from RefSeq and is a predicted model, not a curated record.